GUAAACGCGGAUCAAAGCAGCACAGCUAUUAGACUGUACAUUGGCCAAUCGCUUCAGUUAGGRGUUCAGAGCUCAGCGUGUGCGGGUCUGCGCUUUGGUUAUUUUUUUUUCCUGGGAUUCAGURCAAACAGUCUUUUCAAGUGCCGAACAUUUGAAAUCCUCUCUCUUAUAAAAGAUCCAGACUCGUCUUCUGAUUGGUCCAGCYCUGUCACCAGGACAACAAGUAAAAGCGCGGGCUUUCCUUUGAAGAGAAAAGACCCUCCGUUUGCCUUUUUAAAUUUCGUCGAGUUAUUGGGCAUUACUCUACGAAAAAAGGACGUUUUGAAUGAAAAAUUACCCCUUAUGGAAGAUAAAAACAGUUUCUUUGCCAAGUUGCUGAAUGGUGCAAUAGCUGGUGUUGUUGGCGUUUCAUGUACUUUUCCACUCGACUUGUGCAAAACAAGACUACAAAACCAGCUGAAUAAUGGCGGACCCAAACUCUACAAAAACUUUCGAGAUGUUCUUUUCCAAGUUGUUAAAACAGAAGGGMCAAGAGGCUUAUAUAAAGGCCUGGGUGUCAAUGUGGUGUUAAUAAACCCAGAAAAAGCMAUCAAACUUGCAGUGAAUGAUCAACUGAGGCAGAUGUUUGGAGGAAGACGGCAUAUUCUACCUCUACACCUUGAAAUGAUAGCUGGAGGUGCAGCAGGCUUUUGUCAGGUUGUUAUCACAACACCAAUGGAGAUGCUUAAGAUACAGUUGCAAAUGGCAGGAAAACCAGUUGUUGGUAAGACAGUAAUUACCAGUACUGGAUCAUCAGUACCAGUCAGAUCAUUUGGUACUGCAUCAGUAGCUGCAUCAACAUCAGCUCUUCAGAUAACCAAAGAUCUUAUACAGACUAAAGGCAUUAGUGGCAUGUAUAGAGGCUUGGGGGCUACAUUACUAAGGGAUAUCCCAUUUUCCUGUAUCUACUUCCCAAUGUUUGCAUUUUUAAACCUUAAAGGAAUAGAUUCAUUUGGAGGACGACCACCAAUAGCAUACACACUAGCAGCUGGCUGUUUAUCGGGUUUAACAGCCAGUGUAGCAGUAAAUCCCUGUGACGUCRUMAAAACAAGACUACAGCUGUUAAACAGACCUCAAGGACAGCCAUCAUAUCAUGGUAUCAUAGACUGUGCUAGUAAAAUAUACAAAAAUGAAGGAUUCUCAGCAUUCUACAAGGGUGCUGUCCCAAGAAUGAUAGUUAUUGCACCAUUAUUUGGUAUAGCACAGACCGUAUACUUAGUGGGCGUGGCUGAGUGGAUACUAGGGGUUGAUAAACAAAUGUGAAAAUUCAAUAUGAAAAAAAUAAUAUAAUUAUUACAGAUGUUAUUUACUGAGAUAUGGACAACAGAAUUGCAUUAUGGGAUGUUUGAGGGUUAACCUCUUUAAUUUGAAUUGCAAGCAAAAAUUACUACGUAGAACACUUUGAGGCAUUUGUACUUCAAUAGGCAAUUUUUAAAAGGUCUUAGACUUAAUAAACCCCAAAUCAACAGAGGGUACAGAUUUCUGAAUCAAGGCUCUUAAUGCUAGAGUACAUGAUUAUGCAGGAGAUAAAACAACUGACAAAGUUUGCAAUCAAAUUAUAAGAGAUUUCUAUUUUACAAAAUAGAAAGACUGUUGAAUUUGAUGAUAAACUUUGAAACGUUUUCCACUCAGGCAACUACUAGAUAGGGAAAGCAUUGUGCAAGUAACAGUUAAGCACAUUAAACUACUUUUUGGGAGCACAAAUUUUGAUAAAAAAAAAUGAAGAGACUGAAUAUUAUUAAGAAUUAUCAAUGACAGAGAAAUCUCAAUUUUACAAUUUUUUAUUGAGGUAAAGUGUUAUAGCGGACUGCAUGUGAUUAUAAUCAGAAGUCAUUUUUAAAUUAAUGAAAAGAGUGUGCUGGCAACUUAGUUUAAGCCAUUAGACAGUGUUCUUUGUACAGUUCCCUGCACCAUUUUGAAAGGUACAUGUAAUUAACAUGGCUUAAAAUAAUGACCCUAGAGCUUGCGAUGAUAAAUACCAGCCUGUGAAUAAUAAUAUUGUCUGUGUAUAGAUGUGAAAAUUUUUUGGCUAUAUGAUUGCACGCUGACAACAGUCGUCUUGUAAUGCAAAGGCAUGGCUACUUUAAUUUCAAGAUGGCACAGGGAACUGUGAAAGAAACUAGUCAUGUAUUUUCAGUAUUGAGUGAAAAUGAUCUGCUAAUCACAUAGUUGCUCAGAGAGUCAGCCACAACACUUUUGACAAAAGACUGUAAUUAGAGAGUUAUUAUGACAAAGAUUGGGACAAAUAAUUUUAUUAAAAGGGUUUUAUGAUUGGGUAAAAUAUUUAAUUUUAAUAUUAAGAGUUUUGUACAAAUUAGAUAAAGAUUAUAUUAGACGCUUUCUUACGUUUUUGUAAAUAAGAUAAUUUAUAAUUGUUGUGAACCAAAUAAAUCACAUUAAAA
Messenger RNA from Exaiptasia diaphana, 2441 nucleotides. RefSeq names its product mitochondrial glutamate carrier 1. Gene Ontology annotation, biological process: aspartate transmembrane transport; malate-aspartate shuttle; L-glutamate transmembrane transport. NCBI's taxonomy places the organism in Eukaryota, Metazoa, Cnidaria, Anthozoa, Actiniaria, Aiptasiidae. Gene Ontology annotation, molecular function: L-aspartate transmembrane transporter activity; L-glutamate transmembrane transporter activity. The transcript has 10 exons. The coding region runs from base 343 to 1302 and encodes 319 amino acids. The record is from RefSeq and is a predicted model, not a curated record.